AUGUCGGUCUCCUAUGAUGCUGGAAAUGCCAUUAGUGAUGCGACAUGGAUAGCAGUGCUCCUGGUUCGUCUACAUUUCUCUAUCUUGGAUGCGUCGCGUGGACUGACAUUACUCCAGAGUGAACGCGAUGUAGCUGGCCAAAUUCCGAUCAAUUUCGUGUCCAACCCUGCCGUGUCGCUCUCAUCAGCUUGUUUUGGCAAUGGCCUAUACGCUCGAAAGGAUGCCGCCAAGUGUAUCUCCAAUCUUCUCGCAGUCGGGUAUAGACGGCUAGUUGUAGACCUAUAUUGGUCUGUGGAACAACGAACAUGGACCUUUUGCCCGGUAGAAAUUCCUGCCAAAGUCGAUGUGACAGUAUCAACAUACACCUCCACAACAACUGAAGCCUCGACCACUUCGACUAUUACAACUGAAACUGCUACGACGACUUCGGAUGCAAGCACCCCCACCAUCACUGGCUACACUGAUUCCAAUGGGGAUACAGUCUAUGAGUUGGGACCCUACAGAUGCACCAAUGAUCUCGAUCUGUAUACUCUUUCAGAAGUACUUGUCGGGUAUUUUGAAGCCACGAGAUCUGAACUUCUUGUGUAUACAACUUAUCUGGUCAUCAAUCUUCACGUAGCCGGUAGCGAUGCUGAACCGACCAAACCGGCUAAAGUGGUCACGAGCAAGGACCUCCCAUCUUCGGAGACAGAACGAGCUGGCUCGUUCCUCCGUUUGGCUCUGCGAGAAUAUCUCUACACCCCUACUCAGCUUGCCAAGGACCGAAGCAACUUGAACGAGUCUUGGUAUCAGGUUGAUGAGACCUACAUGCCGAUUGUUGAAUACUAUACAAUUCACGAAGACGAAGCGGGUACACAAAGUACACCCGAUGGAUGGCCAUCCUCAAAGUACAUCCAACUUGCGAAAGCCGAUCGAAUCAUCAUCGAAUAUGGAUCUAUCGACCCGCCGCUUGUGGCUUACGAUGAGGAUGGGAUCUUCCCGCCUGGCUAUUUGACUUCUGAUGUGAACGUCACUACCAUGACGAACGGAACCCUGGCGUCGGGCUGUUUGUACAGGGCGGGUGCCACUGACGUCUCCCAAGCCAAUUCGUCCUGGGCUCUCUCCGACCAGAUUCCGGUUCCACAUGGGUUAUCUACAGAGGAGACUCUGGGAUCAAUAACCAAUGAGAUAUCUGGCAUCACAGGGUGCGGAAUGUCCCCAAUGCUCAAUACAACUCUCUUCGAUCAAACUGCCGAUACGAACGUCGAGCCUUAUCGGAACGUCUCCUUGUCGAGAGGAUGGGCAUGGGCAAUUGGUGAACCACAGGGAGCAAGUACUGGAGGCGGCACGGGAGACAUGCCCAGUUUUGACCGCUGUGCUGUCAUGGACCUCUCGUUGCAGGGUCUCUGGCGUGCCACCAACUGUUCCGAAACGCGGCGAGGCGCCUGUCGUAUCGGCAAUUCACCUUUCUCGUGGACCAUUUCCAAUGCCAGAGCAGAGUACUCAAAUGUCUCGGACACAUGUCCUCCAGGAUCCAAUUUUGCCGUGCCACGGACUGGCUUGGAGAAUACCUAUCUCUACAAGUAUCUCCUAGCCCAGCCACAGACCGUGAUCAACCCUGCAUCGACCGACGCUACCCUGCGAGAGGUCUUUGUUGACUUGAAUUCCAUCGAUGUCACAUCUUGCUGGGUAUCAGGCGGGCCCGAGGCUCCAUGUCCCUACGAGUCUGAUCCACAGCAGCUAGAGCACAAAACUGUACUUGUGGCUGCCAUAGCUAGUAUUGUUAUCUGUAUUAUUACUGCUUUGACUCUGUUUGUCAAGUGUAACGCCAACAGGCGUAACUCUCGUCGGCGAAAGCGUGUCAUUGAGGGCUGGGAAUAUGAAGACCGUCGUGUCGUCACUCACCGUAUCAUCUACUCUCACCUUAUCCUCAAAUCCGACAACAUACCACAUAAGCACAAGAAGCCCCGUCUCGACAACGCUGGCGCGACCGACACCUCCAAGCCCGAUAGGCCGGACGACAACGCCACGCCCACAAUCACAUCACCACAGGGCCCAGCGACCAUCACCGAGAAUACUCCCAAGAAGCCAGACGAGAUCGAUGACAAAGUCGCCGAACUCACCGCCCAGAUUGUGUACCGGAUGGCCCUCGCAAAGGCUAGCAUGCAGAUCCAACACCGGCCGGACGAACUCGAGGAACAAUUCAUGGGAAAGUCCAGCUGGAGCUCCAAGACAUCUUCCACACGAUCCACCAAGCCGAAUCCACCUUCACCCACGGCGUGA
Molecule: messenger RNA, 2262 nt
Organism: Penicillium daleae
Lineage: Eukaryota; Fungi; Ascomycota; Eurotiomycetes; Eurotiales; Aspergillaceae
Product: Lectin C-type domain protein
Exons: 2
Coding region: 1-2262 (753 amino acids)
Source: RefSeq, a predicted model, not a curated record